AUGUUUAAUUCAGCACUAUGCAUGAACAUGUUGGCAAUAGAACAGCAUUUGGCUACAGUAUGGGUGAAUACAUACGAACAGAAGUCUAUGAAAAUUGGGGUUAUAUUAAUGGUCAUUGCGGUAUGUGGUAUAUAAAUCUAUUUUUUAUGGUUUUAGAAGAUUAUUCUUGUGAAUGGUUAUAUCUAAAAUAUUUUUUAAAAUGACGUGUUUAGAUACUUCAAAGUGUACCAUUUGGUAUUUUUGUAAAUUGGUACUAUAUUAACAAAGAUUUUGAUCUAAACAGCGCAAAUGCAACUUGUAUUCCUAUUGAUACACAUUGGGAACUAGCUCUUCUUGGCUUUACCAUGUGUUUUCUUACUUGUGGCCUUUGUUCUUUAGUAAGUAAAUGCUGGCUUUAAAAGGUGUAUACCUUUACUAACUAAGUAUAAAAAUUUAAUACAGUACUCUCUCUAUAUAACCAACCCGAAAGGAUGUUUACUAUAAGGAGAGUUGCUUAUACAGAAAGUUCACUAUAUAGAGAGGCCACUGUACUAAAUUAAUAAAUAUUUCAGUGGUUGGUACUACUACAUCGCUACAAUCAUAAAAGAACGUUGAAUCGAUUAAAACUUGAAAGUUUAAGUGCGCGGUACCAACAAACUGAAAAUGAAAACACCAACAGGUCUAUAACACCAUCAUUAGUGGGAUAUAUGAUGUUGGGUUUGACUGGAUUAGUAUUAUCAGCAUGGCGAGGCAAAUAUGCUAUUGACUACGGUGUUAACAAUGAGUAUGACAAGAUCAUUACUGAUGUAAGAAAGUUUUUACAGUUUAUUAAUAUUAUAAGUACAUUUUAACAACAUUGGCGGAAAACUUUUGCAUGCACUUAAUGUAAUCGAGUACUAUAGGGCAGAGCGAGAAAAUUAACUUUAAUUUAACUAAUUUUUAAGUUAGGGUACACGUCGGUGGAUAUGUAUGCAAUAUAUCACAUGUUUUGCUUCAUGUACUACAAUGACGCAAUGCGGUUGGCAAUACGUCGGGACAUCCAUCGUAUCGUGGGUGAUUUUCCAGGAAGUUUAAAAAUCCACAAUGCUCAUCAAAUUGAAUUCAACAAAGACGCUGAUAUACAUACGAAUGUGUAUUUUGAACAAUUACAAGAUUCGUGGAAGUAG
Bursaphelenchus okinawaensis is the source of this 1145-nucleotide messenger RNA. NCBI's taxonomy places the organism in Eukaryota, Metazoa, Nematoda, Chromadorea, Rhabditida, Aphelenchoididae. The record is from the annotation of a GenBank genome assembly.